AUAUCUAGUGACUCUGGAUAUUGGACACCGACACCAACAACCACAUCAUAUUGGUCGUACUGGACGCCCUCAACAACCUAUGUCACACGCUACACGCAGGAAAACGUCAUCGUCACAGUCACUUCGGUGUUGCCCUGUCCUGUUACCUCGACCAUUGUUUACUGGGAAUGCUGUGAUCAAUGCGACAACAACUGUUACAAUCCUCCGACAUCAAAUCCACCGAAUGGAUGGGUUGGAACAACGACGGUGACUUCUUACACGACCACUACUCCGGCGGCUCAGGCCAUACAGACGGUCACUAGUAAUGGACUGGUUAUUGUCAUGGUGGAUUCAAGUGCGCCAUCCCAGACGGCGACGCCCAGUGUGGUGUACGAGGUGAGCAGUGAAGCAGGCCCGCUGCAAGAAGGCGUGCUGUCGAGUUUUUGGCCCAUGGGCAUAUUGUUGGCCGCCAUUGCGACGAUCAUGAUAAUGUUAUAA
Molecule: messenger RNA, 477 nt
Organism: Cladophialophora psammophila CBS 110553
Lineage: Eukaryota; Fungi; Ascomycota; Eurotiomycetes; Chaetothyriales; Herpotrichiellaceae
Exons: 1
Source: RefSeq, a predicted model, not a curated record